AAAUUGAAUCUACUUGGAGCAAGCGUGUCUAUAUUUAUUAUGCUAAUCUAAUUCAGUUUAAGUUUUUCCAUAAAAUGUUAACAAAUUAAAGAAAACCUACAAAGAACUGUUGUAUCAACUAACAGUACAAACAGAGCGCAAUAUUAUCAAGGCUUCGAAAUGAGUGCGACCAAAGCCAUGCUCACUACAUUGUUGUGCGACAUUUACGGCAAACAGGAGCAGCAGGCGAGACGUCUUCGACAUUGUCGCGAUCAGAGAACUCGCACCACAAGAUCGUGUGGAAAGGUAUCGCUUUGUAGGAUGGCUAGCGGCUUGACGGGAAAUCGAAGGGUUCUGGAAGCACUCAAUAUACGACAGCUGAUCGAUGUGUCUGCCAUGCUGAAAGUCGAGAUAUUGACGAUGGGUUAUAUGCUGGAGCGUGUGCUUAUUGCGAGAGAUCGACAGCGACGACAUCAAGAAGUACUGUGUGAAUUUGUCACUGCUCUGUUCGUUGUGAAGACAAACGAUGCCCAGCCUAAAAUGCGCUUCAGUCUCUCACCACCGCCACCGAAAGUCAGCGUAACUUCUUGCACCAAUAGCACUAGCACGACGAGUGGCAGCACCAUCAUCGCCACUAGCGGCACCAACGCCACCCACGCCCCCACAGCCACCACGGACAUCAGCAUCAACAUUAGCAACAACAACAACCUUCAGACCAGCGGCACCCUGAGGAAAGAGCUUGGUCGCAACAACAACAAUAUGAUAAGCUCCUCCUCUGUUGACACCGCUGAUGCCGCAGCAGAUGAUGAUGUUUCGGAUUAUAAUCAAUGGCUGCAUGCCAUGAAAUUGGUGGCACGAUUGCCCGGCGGUACUCCGCCAGAAUUCCGACGAAAGCUGUGGCUGUCGCUGGCAGACAAGUAUCUAAGGUCCAAGAACGUGGACUGGACGCAGCAGCGGGAGAAGUGUUUCUGCGAGGAAUGGCGGGAGGAUGACGAAGAACUAGGCAUUCAGAUCGUCAAGGAUCUGCAUCGUACAGGGUCUAAUUUGUGCACGGGACCUGCCGGCUCCAUUAAUCAAGCAAAGCUCAAGCGAAUUCUACUCGGCUAUGCUCGCUAUAAUCCUGAAGUGGGCUAUUGCCAGGGCUUCAACAUGUUAGGUGCACUUAUACUCCAGGUCAUGGACAAGGAAGAAGAAGAGUCAAUGAAGGUCAUGAUCUAUUUGGUCGAGGGUGUGCUGCCGACGGGGUAUUUCUAUGGUUCUAUGGGUGGCCUACAGGCAGACAUGAGUGUCUUUCGUGAGCUGAUGCAAACGAAACUGCCUCGCUUGGCUAAGCAUCUGCAACGACUGCAGGGUCCCGUGGAGAAUGCCUAUGAGCCACCACUCACUAAUGUAUUUACUAUGCAGUGGUUCCUCACCAUGUUUUGCACCUGCCUGCCCAUGUCCUGUGUUCUUCGCGUAUGGGAUUUAGUGCUCAUUGAGGGCAGCGACGUACUAUUGCGUACGGCCCUCGUUCUCUGGAGUCUCCUCGAAGAACGAGUUUUAAAUGCACGCACUGCAGACGAGUUCUAUGGAAAGAUGGGUUCGUUUUCAAAUGAACUGCUCAACGGACAUCUCAUUGACUCUAAUGGUCUCAUCGAGAAGGUCGUGCAACUGGGGCCGAUUACUGAUAUCAAGCAGCUGAGGGAUAAGCAUCUUUACCAUAUUGCUCCGCUGGGAUCCAAACAGGGAUUGCAAUUAUACUUUGAUGAGGACGAUACGCACUCGGAUGAUGAGUCCCGUAUGGCCGUCGCCACAAUGUGGGGCUUAAACUGGGGUAGACGUGGUUCCGUGGGAGUCGUCGUUGGAGGGGGAGCUACUGGAACAGGAAAGACGGAUCAAAAGGAUCGUUUAGCAUUGGACAUCUCCUUGCUCAAGAAGCAAUAUGAUCGUUUACGCGAACGUCAAAAACAGGCGCAUGUCAUACUGACCACCGCCUGUUCCACAGCCACAGCAGCUAAACAAACGCCAUCGAGCAAUGUCCCGGCUUCAGUCGUUGUGAAUCAAUUACUUCAAGGUCGCCCAGCCAUCCUUACAAAUAAGGGGAAACGUAUCGGAGCACCUUUGGGAGCCAUACCACCGGCUCGAAAGCCUUCACUGCCUGCCGUCCUUCAUGGCAAAAGUUCUGUGACGGUAGAAAGACACCUGCGACGUGGAGAGACUUUGCUGUGGCGGGACACAGAUGCCACUCGACAGCGGCGAGAUAGUUUGACGUGGAAAGAAAUCAAAGCCGAUCGCGCGGCCAUGCGGCGUGAUGGAAGCGAUGCAAAUAUCAGCAAGUCACAAAAGCUGCGCUCACGAUUGGGAAAGAGCGAUAGCUCCUCUUACAGUGAGGACAGUGAUGGUGAUCAUCAGGCCGACGGCACAGAAGGUUCCAGUACAGAUACCAGUCUGUGUGACGAUGAUGAUCCCAAGUCAAUAGAGCAGAGUCCCAAACGCAAGGUUAAGCUGGCACGCAAGUUAAAAGAGAAGCCGAAGGUUAAUCUGAAUGCAAAUUUAAGUCCGAAGCCGCCGAUGACAAGUCUAUCAAACUCUCCAGAUUCCAUCCUUGAGCGCAAACGCCCCAAGUCCUGGGCACCCAGUACUGCAGAAAUCCCUUUCAUGCUAAUGGGUACAGAUAGUGGGGACGAAAAGGAGCCAGCCUCCAAGGUCGACGAAGAAGAUAGUGCUACGGAAUGUGAUAGAUUUGGAUAUUCUCAUGAUAACGAAUGGACUCAGGCUGUUGGUGAUCUGGCAUACACUAAAAUGGAACCACUACACUUGGAGAUUAAAGAUUCCUCUGUGGGCAUAACUAGCACUAGCCAGCUAUCGCCGUUGCCGGAUAUCGCCAAUUAUCUAAGCACGACAUGCAUUAGUCCCCUGCCCAUGCUCAAGCCGGUCAAUGAAACAUCUAAGUCGGAAACAGAAUGUAUCAAGCCACUGGGUACGCAUGAAGAAGCUCCUGAAACGGAUUUGAGGGCAGUAGGUAACUCCUUCACGCGAUUCGAUGUUAACGAUGAUGGCGUUACCAAUCAGUAUUUUGAACGAGUGAAUACCGUAGAACGUCCCAAAAGGCUAGAACUGUCUUACUCCUUAAGAGCAAAAGAGUCAGAUGAUUGUGAGUGCGAAGAGCCUCCAUGUAAUGAGGAAAAGACGUCACAUUUUAAAUCCGAAAGUGAGGUGCAUAUGGGAAAAAUACAGAGAGAAGAACUUUCUAUAGAUAGGUUGAACGUCUUCGCGCUGAUUCGUGAUGAUAACAUUCCAGGCGAGAAUAAGGAUGACUACAAAGAGGCGUUAAGCAUGACGAUAGCAUCACAGAUCGCCACACCACCACCAACUCCAUCACCAACGCCACCACCACAGCAGUUGCCUACGACUCUUAAUAAUACCAGCCGCAAACGCAGAGAUCCGAGACGCAAAACUCUGACUAGAUCCACGACCAUAGAGCUAGAGGAACGUUUUUUGGCACUAGAGCGAUGUCUCAGUCAGGAUCAGACGAAACGUUAUAAUGAUCAAGCAGAAGCCCCCAAACAUAUACCGACUACCGCAGCCCUGGAAGAGCGUUACAAAUCACUAGAAAAGCAGAUCAGUGCGGAAAAACAGAAGAUUGAUAUGGAAUGCUUUGAAAAACCAGAAAGAAUUCCCUCAACAGCUGAUCUUGAACUACGGUUUAAUGCUUUAUCGAAGCAAAUGAGCUCCAACGAUGCGAAUGCUAAAGUACCAGUAGAUCUAACGUGUAACCAGGAGCAGCGUAAUGACAGUUCCCCAAUGAAAUCGAAUGGUUCCGAAAAGACGGGCAAUCUGCAUAGAUCAGAUGCUACUACACAACCUGUGAAUAAAAUUAGUGAUAAAAGUUCUGGCACAAAUGAUAAUGAGAGUCAAUCGGAAAUAAAACAAACACGUCUUAAGAAGCUGCCAUCAACGGCAGAGCUUGAAGAUCGAUUUAAUGCGCUGGAGCGAAAAAUUAGCAUACAAACCAAUAAUCCAGCAAAAUCUAAAAAAGAGCCUCCUGAUGAUGAGAUAGAUAAAGGCAAUGAGCAAACAAAUAAGGUAGCCAGUCCGGGUGUCAUUAAUGCUGCCAAAAAUUCAGGAGAUAAUAAAGAGUCCACAAAAGAUUUAGAGGGAAUAGUGUCAAGUCAAAAAAAACUUGGAAGUGAUAAGAUGAAAACACCUGAGACAACUGAAGAUAGUCAAGAGUUCGAUCUGGAAAGGCGUAAAGCCCCACCCUCUACAGAAGAGUUGGAAAAACGUUUUAAAGCCCUAGAAAAACAAAUUAGUAUUAGCAAUGUCGAACCAAAUGAUAACGAGAAAGGUAACAGUCCAAAGUCUGAAGGAGAAAGGAAAACAGGCAUACAAAAAAGUAAAGUAGAUUCUGCUUUUGAAAAGGAAGAAAAGGCUUUCAAGACGAUGAAAUCAUCAUCAAAUAUAAGUAAAGAAAACAAAGAAAUUGUUGAAUUAGAAGCAAAGAAAACGGACAUACACAAGAGGGCUAAAAAGAUUUUGGAAAGCGAAGAGCUGCCCAAAGCAAUUGAAAAUACUACGAACUCAGACACAGACACAAAGUCAAAACCAACGCACUGCGACCAAUCACAACGAAAGGAAUUGAGCAAGCGGCGAGCCUCAGAGCCACCCUCAAUGGAGGAUCUAGAGAAACGAUACGAAACACUUAAGAGACGUAUGAGUAGUAAAAAUCAUUUGCCGACGCAAAAUGAAACUGUGAUUGCAGCCUUGGAGCGUAUCGAACAAGAAAUAAUAGCAGAAAUGGGGGAUACAGCUGAGGAGCAGCGACCAAUCAAAAAGGAACCUCCGUCAACAGAGGAUUUGGAAAGUCGAUACGAUGCCUUGCAUUGCCAGGAUAAAGUUGAAAAUGAAAAGCUUGACACAAGUAAAAAUGAAAUAUCCGACUCCGCUAAGACCAUUAAGAUGUCUCCUCAGCAUGUUGAUGUAGCUAUCGAGGCACAUAUACCUGAAGCUCCUCCGCCUCCAACAGGGGAUCAUAAAAUUCACAUCGAUCCGGGUCAUCAUCAGCAGCGGGCCCUCAUUGAGGAGCUGCAAAGGAGAAUGCAGGGCCAGUCACCGGGGGAAGACAACCUGAAGCCCAGCGAAAUAAAUCCGCAGCGCAAGCACUUACAGCAACAACGACAAAUGCAACUGCAACUACAACAGCGACCCACGCCAAUGGGCGAUGAGACAUCGGAAGCACCUGCAAACACCGCUUACUACAGAUCGGGAAAUUACGAACCGUGGCAAACACAGAGAAUGGUUCGUCGUUUCUCCGAUUUGCCAUCGAGAGCCGAUUUGGAAAAUCGUUUACAAUUCCUUGAGCGGAAAUUGUACAAGAAAUUCUACAAGCAGCGCUGUGCAAGUGAUUCCGAAGUUGCAUCGAGGACAGUCAGACUUAAUGCUCAUGACCACGCUGAUGAUGAAAAGCCGAGCACUUCGCGCCAAGCAGAGGCACAUUUGGAACAGCGCGUUCUUGCAUUAGAAAAGCAGUUAAGUGAAAACAGUCUUAAGCUAUUGGAUGCCAUGCGGGAAAAAGAACAAGCCAAGGAGCAGUUACAUGCGCAUAGCGACAAUAUUCAUUCGCCAUUGUGUCACCUUGGCACUGACACCGAAACGGGUAAGGAGCUGGUGCGCUAUACCCAAAACUUUAGUGAAAUGGAGGAUUCAGACAAACCUAUUAAUAUUAGCAUCAACAUCAAAAUGUUGGUCAACAAGGAGGGCGAGCUCAAGAGGCCUAUGUCAGAGUCAGAGCCAGAGUCAACUACUGAAGACCUGAAGCGACGAUUAGAGCAACUGGAACUGCAAUUGGUGGAGGAACGUGCCAGAAAUGAAACAAUACUUAUAGAAUGUGAUUUAGCAACAGAAGAUGGCAAACCCUUUUCAAAACCAAUUGAGCAGCUUACAGAUGCAACUAAAAAGUUGGAAAAGGAGAGUCACAAUCAUAACGUUAAAUCCGAUGAGGACGAGAAAUUAGAGAAAGAAGUAGAGUCAGAAAAGAAGAUGGAAAAUUUGAGUGACAAUCAUAGCUGCAAAUCUAACAAAGUCGAGAAGUUGGAGGCGGUUGCCAAGCUAAGACCAGAGCAAGAUUGUCAUAAUCACAAUGUUAAGCCUGACGAAUCAGAUAAAUUGAAGGAGUUUCAAAAACCAUCGGCAGACAGUACUGAGCCUGAGACUAUGAAAGAAUCUAAAACUUUACAGAAUGAAGAGAAAGCGCAGAGCCGAAGCAAAGAAUCGGACUUGGACAAAACUAAUAUAAAAGAUGAAAAGGUAGUGAAUCGUGAAAUUGAUAAGAAUGAAAACACAUCGUCCUUACCGAAAAAACAGGAAGUCUUGACGCCUCCAGCUCGAGGAGACGAAGUAGUUGAGAAAUCGGACAUAAUCGAUGAUGAACCAAGUGCUUGUGAAGAAAAUAAUGUAAGCCAUGUUAUAGAUGCUACUAACAUUGAAGGUGUGGACUCGAAUAAUAAAACUGUAGUUCUUCUAAUGGAUAAUGAGCCCAAAGCAUUAAAAGUUCGUCGCUUAACCAGAGCAAACACAGAGGAACUAGAAGGGCUAUUUCAAGCAUUGGAAAAACAACUCAACGACCGCAAUCUUGUUAAAUCUAAAGAUGGUAAGCUGGUUCGAGCUGAGAGCAAGCCCUCAGCUGAGCAAAUGGAUCAAGCCCAAGCCAUUUCCGAUCUGACUAAAGAAAUAACCGACUUUACCAGCAGCGAACCAGAAGCAGACACAGAGCUAAAAGACACUGGUGAGAAUAAGCAACAACAAUCAAUUGCGGAGCAGACAACCUAUGACUGGGGUCCAAAUCCUGUGAAGCAUCAUCUGAAACGUAAAACUGUUUAUCUGCCAUCGACCAAAGAGCUUGAAGCUCGAUUUCGCUCACUGGAACGUCAGAUUAAACUUCUCGAGGACGUCGAGAAAAUUGAUGUAGAGCAAAGAUUAGUUGAAAUUGAACGGAAGAUAAAACUGCAAUACUCACUUUCGCAUGAGAAAGACCUCAAUAAGUACAUUGAACUUUGUGAAGGGAAGGGUCUAGAUAUCGACGAAGACUUACCAGAAGAACCUUCUGGAGCUGUUGAAUCCUCUCGUAGUCCCUCGCGAAAAGAAACCAAAAAAUCACCUUAUACUUCUCCGGUACGUAAAGUGGCUACAAAAUCACCACAUAUUUCGCCUUCCCGUAAAGCAAGGUCUCCGUAUGUUUCGCCUUCGCGGAAAGCAAAGUCUCCAUUGGUUUCCCCAUCGCGACAUACUGGAAAAGUGCUAAACAAAAAUGAGAAAAGCCCUUAUACAUCACCAGCACGCCAGCAAGUGCAUCACGAUGAUGUCCCCAUCUCAGAUGACUUGGAGUAUAAGUACCGAGUACUUGACUUGGUACGCUCAAAGUCGAAGGAUAAUCUGUCCAAGCGCCAAACCAAUAAAAAGCCACCUAUUCAUCCAUUAGAAAUGCUGCUUGAUCCGAGUCCUGAUGAUAGCGAAAUACCUACGACCGGUGAACUGGAACAUCGUAUAAGGCUUCUGGAUGAAAAAUUAAAAUCACCAGGAUGUCUUAAAUCGCGAUCCCGAUCACCAACAAUCGACGACAUCAAACGAAAGAAAAUCUUAGAUGAACAACGACCCAAAACGCCGGUUCAUAGUCUGGAGCGUUUAGUGUCGUCACCAAGCAAGCCAGUGCCACCCACGGCAGCCGAACUGGAUGAACGCAUUCGAGCCCUUGAAGAGGAGCAACGCUUUGAUUUCAAAACCCAAAAAGUCUAUAAAGAAUUUAAUCAAAAACUCAAGGACGUGGUAUCGCCCUCGUUAUCUUACGAGGAAUUCAAAGCUUCUAAAUCGCGUGAGCAAAGCCCUAAGCGCCAAACGCUAACAACGCCUAAGUCAGCAUUAAGACGGGAUGAACAUGAUGACUACCGACGGGGAGAAGAGACAACCUAUUAUCGACCUACAAGCCCAAAAGUCAUUCGUUUCCGCGAUGAAGACGAGGAUUACUACGAGGAGAAUAGGCGUUCCAAAUGUCGACCAAGUCCAUCCAAUGACAGAAUGAAGACUUUUGCAGAUCAUCCAGCAGAUGAGAAAUCAGCUAGCCGCACCCCAGUCAGAGCUUCAAGUUCUGAAGGGGUUGAUGCCCUAGGAAGUCGCUUAAUGAGGGAAACGUCGCCCAUCACUCGAACAGGAACACACACGGGAGUACCUCUGCGUACGGGAGAUAACAUCAAUGAACGGCUAAGCUCUAUCAAGAACAGCAUCAAAUCCAUUGACAGUCUGUGCGAGGAGAAACCCUAUCAGAAAGAAAAGUGCCAACGGUACAUUGACUCUCUAUUCACCGAUUCGCUUCACUUUGCCAGCAAAAAGAGUUCCGCGGAGGAUUUGACGCACAGCCAAAGCGAUAGUCGGGGACGAGGUCGUGGUCAACAGCGAUGUAGUGACUAUACUCCUUCUAUACGAAUCAGCUCGGAGCAUCGAUCGGCUGGAUCCGUAGAGUCGGUACAAAUGGGAAUCAGCCCGCUUCGGGGGGCAAGUCCCCCACAUUAUCGUUCGCAUCGUGACAUAAGCAGGGAGCUGUCGCCGCGUCGUGGCAGGGAAGCGGAGGAGCAAGAGGAGCGAGAGAGUAGUAGGGUAAGACGUGAUAAUAUGUUGCCAAAUUAUUUUGUCGAUAAUCGUAGCGAACUAAGUAGCUGCAAUAGUUUAACUAAGUUUCAUAAAGUAGAUAGACAACUAGAAGAAACUUGCGCCAAGUACGCUGAUGACAGACGUUCGGCCAGCAGAUCGCCAUUGAGUUCUCCCUACGAGUCCAGAACAUCAGCAGGCACACGAUACAACAACAACAGCACCAGCCACAGCAACAACACAACUACAAUUGCGUCUAGACCCAUCUCGCCCUAUCGACAGCCCCAGCCCCAUGAUCUGAACCAUUCCAUGCGCUCCAAUACGCCGGUGUAUCAACCGACCAAGCUAGAGAUUCGACACACCACAGUCACUUCAACAUUUUAUGAUCGUUUUCUGACCGAGAGGAAAAUUGAGAAGCAAACACUGUCACGUCCACCCAGCCGAUCCCCAGUCAUCUCACCCUCCGCAACGACAAAGAGCUAUACAAAUUUAGCCGACACCCCGCUAACCGUCGAUAAGUACAGUUGUAACGCUAUGAUCGAUUUAGUCACAACGACAAACUGCUCACUGAGCACCAUGUCCCGUAGCUAUGCGGGCAGCAGUAGCCACUCAUAUCUCACCCCUCUAGUAUCGUCCGGCGACCGUGAACCCAUUUCCAUCCCAAGCACAUGUACAGCAAAUUCAUUUUCAAAUGCUUUCGGUCAGACCACCGCUUCAUCCUCCAGUUUUACCUUUAGUUCAACCGCAUCUACGACUGCCUCAACCUUCGUAUCCACUUCAAAUGAAGGCACAUUAUCAGCAUUUGUGCCCUAUAAUUUCAGCAGCUCAUUUAGCAGUCGCCUCAGCGAACCCACACCCACCUCUGCGGUGUCCACAUCCAGUCUCAGCUCAAGCACCCAAGUGCACUCAUAUUCAACGGGUGUUUACAAUCCAAUGAUGUCAUUCACAUUGCGAGAACCAUUAAUAUCGAAGCCUUCUCCAGGCUCAGGCAGCAUUCUCCCCAGUCCUCUAUUGGGUCAGUAUCAGUACAAGGGCGGCUUCAGCUCAACCUACAGCUCUUCGGCUGUGGAUAAAAGUGAAAUAGAUAAGCCCUAAGCUCAUAAUGCGAUUCCAUACAAAAAAGCAUUCAUUGUAAGGAAGCAUGAAUCAGGCUCAAACUAAUUACUUUAGCUACUAAUUUUACUUGUUGCAAUUACACUAUAAUAAACUCUAUAACUCUCAAGCAAUAUACACAUCUAACUCUGAAUAGAAAACGAAACACAGAAAUUAAUUAUACACAUAUUAUACAACACACGUAAGUUAUGAAUACGUAAAUUAAUAAAUAAAUGGAUAUUUACAUAUAUACCAAUUAUAAUACCCGUAUACACACUUUGAAAUUUUAAGACAAACUUUUGCAUCAAGCACCGAUUUCUGGCUUCUAGCAAUCUCACAUACCUCAUCUACAUUGAAAGCACUAAAAAAAUUAACAUUCAAAACUGAACGAUUUUUAUACAGUAAUAGGCAAGUCUUUGUGAAAUCUGAACUAUAUAGGAAUAUAUAACUAUGUAUAACUAUUUAUCGGACUUUAUCUAAAUUGAAUUCUUAAACAAGCCAUGUAUUAAUCCCUUAAAUUUCAAUUACAAUAUGUGUUAGAGCCAUUUUAAAUAUUUAAUGAGUGAUGAUAAAAUA
Molecule: messenger RNA, 10263 nt
Organism: Drosophila nasuta
Lineage: Eukaryota; Metazoa; Arthropoda; Insecta; Diptera; Drosophilidae
Exons: 10
Coding region: 160-9690 (3176 amino acids)
Cellular component (GO): endoplasmic reticulum
Source: RefSeq, a predicted model, not a curated record